CUUCAAUGACAUUUCUCGUUGAUAUAAUAAUUUUAAAAAUAAUAAUAUUAUAAUAAUUCAAUAACAAUAAAAUUAAAUAAUAAAUAUAAACAUCCUCAAAAUGCACUUUUAACGUCAACCAAAACAGGUUUAUUCUACUAUUUUUAACCAAAUGGUUAUAUCUGCUUCUUUCUUGACAAGUGCAAGAGUUCAGGUGUAGUUUUUAGCCCAUUCACGCGCAUUAUCUCGCGCACAACCGUUUCUUCUCUCACCGACCUACUUCUGUUUAAUUGGAUAAGCAUCAGUCUCUACCUAGAGAGAGAACGAGCGCGAGACCGGCUGGACCCACAAACCGUUAUCCACCUGCGAAUAAAGCGUUCACGGAAUCUGCACAUUCCUCGCUGACGUCACGGCGGAUGGAAUAAUAGAGCUCGCGUCGAGACUCGCGCGAAACAAGCUGUCGCGCUCUUCUGUUGUGAUGUUAUAAAGUGCACUUUGGAAAAUUUCCUCGCGACAGCGCUACACGCACCGAAUGUCCCACGGAAGCGCAGGCGAACAACAGGUGGAUUCCGAGGCCAAUCCAGACCUGGAAGUAGCCAUACUUCUGUGUCUCUCCGCCCCUAUGAGUAACCAUAGCAAAGACACCGUAAAAUCCAGCGUACCGGAAAGAAGCUGAAUAACACGCUCGCGAUAUGGAUCAUUUCAGCGGUGAAGCGACAUUGGGAGCAUUACGGACAAGAUUGACCACUCACACAGUUUAUUCGGAAUUAUGUCACUUUACAUCUGAUACCGUCUUCUGAUACACAGAGGCUGUUUUAUUUCUGUCCCAAGAGAGUGUUUGUAGACUUUAGAUAACUCCUAUCAUGCCUGUCAGUAACGGAUCGAUGAUGGAUUUGCCCUCGGAAUAUGUGAAAGUAAAGGCGCAUUACGGAGGGGACAUGCUGAUCUCUGACUUGGAUUUGGCCAUGACGUACACAGAGGUGUGUGAGGAGGUCAGAACAAUGUGUGGGGUCAGAAAGGAGAUGCCAAUUACACUCAAGUGGAUUGACGAUGAAGGAGACCCGUGUACCAUCUCAUCCCAGAUGGAGCUGGAGGAAGCAUUUCGGAUCUACAGCCGGAACCGGCGCUCCGGACUCCUUUUGCAUGUAUUCCCAAGCAUUCCUGAAAAGCCUGGUAUGCCGUGCCCAGGAGAGGACAAAUCGAUCUACCGCCGUGGAGCUAGACGAUGGAGGAAGCUGUACCGGGUGAACGGACACCUCUUCCAGGCCAAGCGCUUUAACAGGAAAGCGUACUGUGGCCACUGCAGCGAGAGGAUAUGGGGACUGGGGCGUCAGGGCUACAAGUGUAUCAACUGCAAGCUACUGGUCCAUAAACGCUGUCACAAGCUCGUCCCACUGACCUGUCAAAGGCAUAUGGAUCCAGUCAUGCCAUCACAGGAGCCGUUGGUAGACGAUGAUAAAAGUGGAGAGGAAGUGGAGCUCCCCCCUGAGGACCCUGAGGAAACAGACGCAAUCCCUUUUUUAGCACACAACCGGAAAGUGGAGAAAGCUGAAGAUGACGCAGAGGAUCUGAAGGCAGUGGUGGACGGUAUCGAGGGGAUUCAGAUCUCUCAGGGGCUCGGUCUGGGGGACUUUGACCUGAUCCGGGUCAUUGGGAGGGGCAGUUAUGCUAAGGUGCUGCUGGUCCGACUCAAGAAGAACGAACAGAUUUACGCCAUGAAGGUGGUGAAGAAAGAGCUGGUCCAUGAUGAUGAGGACAUUGACUGGGUCCAGACAGAGAAACACGUUUUUGAACAAGCAUCAACCAAUCCAUUCUUGGUGGGACUUCACUCUUGCUUUCAGACAGAGAGCCGGCUGUUUCUAGUGAUCGAGUAUGUGAAUGGAGGAGAUCUCAUGUUCCAUAUGCAGAGGCAGCGGAAGCUUCCAGAGGAACAUGCCAGAUUUUAUGCUGCUGAAAUUUGCAUCGCUCUUAAUUUUCUGCAUGAGAAAGGCAUUAUUUACCGGGAUUUAAAACUGGACAAUGUACUAUUGGACCAGGAUGGCCAUAUCAAAAUUACAGACUAUGGCAUGUGCAAGGAGGGAAUCAGACCAGGUGACACCACCAGCACAUUCUGUGGGACGCCCAACUACAUCGCCCCAGAGAUCCUGAGGGGAGAGGAUUACGGGUUCAGUGUAGACUGGUGGGCUCUGGGCGUCCUCAUGUUUGAAAUGAUGGCAGGCCGAUCUCCAUUUGACAUCAUCACUGACAAUCCUGAUAUGAACACAGAGGAAUAUCUCUUCCAGGUCAUUUUGGAGAAGCCGAUACGGAUUCCCAGGUCAUUGUCUGUUAAGGCUGCGAGUGUGCUGAAAGGCUUUCUGAACAAGGACCCAAAAGAGAGGCUGGGAUGCCAAGUUCAGACCGGAUUCACAGACAUCAAGUCUCAUACAUUCUUCAGAAGCAUAGACUGGGACCAGCUGGAACAGAAGCAGGUGACGCCACCAUUCAAACCACAGAUCACAGACGACUACGGUUUAGACAACUUUGACACGCAGUUCACCAACGAACCCGUGCAGCUAACACCAGACGACGAGGAUGUGAUAAAGAGAAUAGACCAGUCUGAGUUUGAGGGAUUCGAGUACAUUAAUCCUCUGCUGCUCUCCAAUGAAGAAACCGUAUGAGGGAAGAACAAUACGGCUGAUGUUUCUCUGCCUGCGGCUCCACAAGACUACUACAGCUGAGUACAGCUCAGACUCAGACAUGUGUCACAGAGAAGAACUUUCCUUAAAACUGUUAAAGACAAAAAAAAAAAAAAAACACUAAGACUUCAAGUUUCGGACCCUGCUUGAGUUAUUUUGGGGUUACACUGGAAGAAAUGACUGGAGGAUCUUCAGAAAACAAACUCAGAACUAUUCCCCAAAUUUCAGCUGUUGAUUGUCUUCCUGCUUCCCAGCAUCCUCUUUAAUUUUCACGCCUAUGUUUGUGUGUGUGCGCGCACUGUUGCCUGGGACUGAAGUUAGUUCCUUCGAUGUGUGCCUGCGUCCAUCAGAGACUACAUUUCCCAUCAACCCUAGUUAAAUAUGACAGUUCUAACUUAAUGUGCACUUUUAUUUUGUUUGAUUUUUUUAAUUUUAUUUUUUGGAUUCUCUUUAAUCUUGUAUGAGGCGCGUCCUCAAGCGAAACAAGAAUGUAUAAUGUUUAAAGGUAAAAAAAAAAUGUUGUAUUAUAGUGUAGGUAGCCAAUCGAAGAAUUUAUGAUGCCUUCUAUGAUGCAAAGUGGCACAUUUUAAUUCAUGACCAUGAUGGUUUCAUCCACAGUGGGUAGCUGUGCUUCAAACCGCAAGCUUUUAACCACCCAUGUUGGUUUUACAGAGUAAAUGGGAGAUCAAAUGUGUUUUUUGAAGAAGUGCCUCAAAGAUCCAAAAUUCACCAUGCUCCAAACUGCUCUGAACUCCACGUUAGAUUGGAGUUGGUUGCACCAUCCAAUGAGAAAGUGGGCUGCAGGUGUUAUUAUUAUUAUUAUUAUUAUUUAUUUUUUUUACAUAACACAAACACACUGAUACAUAUGUUGAAACAAAACAUUAAAGUUAGACGCUGAAUGAUCACAAAGCCCAAAUACAUCAGACCAGCAGCAAUAUAACCAACCUAGGUUUAUUGGAAAAACGUUCCUCUAUCCAUGUUUUUGUGCAAAUUAUUGUUAUUGGGCAGAUUACUAAUUAAUAAUGACUUUUUUGCACAGAUCCUGUCACAAUACUAGGUAACACUUUAUUUCAAUAGUCCACUUUAGACAUUCUACUAACAGUAAGUAACUUUGCAACUACAUGUCAACUAGCAGUCAUUAGAGUAUUUGUAGACUGUGCUUAAUAUCUUCUAACACUUUAUUUUGAUGGGUCCACAACAUACUGACUAUGAGAAACUUUGCAAGUAUAUGUCAACUUAUUCUUCUAGCCCUAAACCUACCCUACUGAGAGUUAGUAGACAUGUAGUUGCUAAUUAAUGAGAAUUAGUUGACGUGUAGUUGACACGUAGUUACAAAGUUACUUAUGGUUAGUAGAAUGUCUAAACUGGUCUGUCGAAAUAAAGUGUAACCCAAUACUAUGUUAUGACCUCAAAACACUUGUAUGGUGCAUGAUUUGUAAUACAUUUUAAAAUGUGCACCACAUAACCUGCUCCAUAUGUAUGGUUUUUCCCACAUAGUAAACUUGCUCAGUAGCUCACCCGGUACAGCAUUGCACAAGUCACAAUAAAAGAGCUUAGACUUGUAGAAGCUAGCUAAAAUCACUCACGUUUGCUUCAAUUAGGUUUAGGGUCAGUACGUUAUUUUCAUAUGCGAUAGAACAUUAACCUCACCGGAAAUUUCAUUUCCGAACCACCACAUUACAAAAAAGCAACCAACAUAAAAUGCUGCCAGAUUUACAUUCAUCUAUCUCAGAUAAAACUGAAUGCGCUUUUAGCAUUUCACAUUGAAAGUGUCAUGGAGCAUUCAAAAAACAACAUAAUAUCAUUUUGCAUAAAUGUCGCCAUAGGCAGGUUUUUUCCAAUGAGCCUGGGUAUAAUAUUACAGUAGAAUUCAAUACAACCGCACACUAUAUUACUAAAAUGGCUGCUCCUCACUCUGAUAAGAGGGUUUUGUGUUGUUGUGCUCAUGUGAUCUGUCAAUAACGUGCUGUUGAGACGUUGUGGAGAGCGAGAGAACACAAACGAGGGUUUGUGCGUCAUGUCACUGGUGUUGUGUGUGGUGGUAAAAUUGUGCAACAGUGAUGUGACUGAAUCUCAGAUGACCUAAACGCAUGGUGGAACUGUCUUUGCAGUUGUAGUCAGAUGCUUAAAUUGAACCCAUUGCAACACUUAAUAUCAAACACAGUUAGUGCAGAAUGCUAAUCUUAUAUCAUUCAGUGACAGGUUGUAUUCGGAACGGAGAUCUAGCCUACUAUUGUACUUGUAGAAUAUACUGUAUUCUGUCUACUAUUUUUAUUAAUAGUAGGUGAAAUGAUUGUCAAUAUUCCACGAUAAACACUUUUCAGACAUUAGUAAGCUACACUGUCACGUUACCUUGUGAUGUUGCAUAUAAGCAACUAAUAAUGACUAUUUUGUAUUUUAAAAUCAGUUUUGUGUAAAAAUGCUGUGAGUGUUUACAGUUAGGCAAAAUAGUGAGCCAAAAUGGAAGAUCAAGUUGUGUGUAUUGCAUUAUGGGAUAUGUUAUUCUGCGCUGUGUGUGUCUUGGCAAAUGUAGUAGGUCAUCUGGGUAUCCCAUGCAUACUGUGCACAGUAUACAUACUGCAGAGAUCGUGAGAGUAGCAUGUUAAUAGCCGUACACUCCUACACGCAACUAAACCAUCACGUCUAUUUAAAUUCCAGGCCACACAAAAAAAGCUCUUAAAAAUCAACUUCAAAAUCCGUAAUUUCCCUUUAAAGAGAAAAACAGCCAAUCACAGGCUAGCUUGACUGAUUAAUCCCUCACAGUGAUAAGGUAUUGUGUUAUUAAGCAACUAGAUAUGUUUUCAAUCUUCCAUUGCAUUUAAUCUCCAAGUUUUAAAUUUUUUUUUAUUCCCCUCUUUUCCUGAAGAGCGAAGACGACACUCUUAAGAUGUGAACGCUUUGAUGAAAUCAGACCUGUAUGAAGAAUUGCUGCCAUGUUAACAGGAUUAAUUAGCUGCUUUUGUGUCAGACAGUAGCGAGAUUAGCAGACGGGCUAAGAACAAAGAGCGGCCUGGGAGAUAACAAGCGUGACGAACGUAGCGAUAACGAGGCAGAGAGCAAAGCCAGCUUUCCCCACCUUGUUUUCAGCUCUCUAAUGAAAAGCUGGUUCAAAAACAGGCACAAAAAUUUGACGAACUCCACUAUUUAUGAACGAUUGUUUGUGACAGGAACUUCCGGUGAAUGCAAACUGCCAACAAGUGGCAUUCCAGUAUAGUUUGACAGGGCCAUUGCUAGUGCACAUUUUCAGGUUUUUAAGGUUGGUCCUACACAAAAUUUGCUUCAUUUUCAUUCCUGUACACCAAUGAUUAUUUUUACAAACUGUAUGAGAAACAGGUACUAUGGUAUAUUACAAAGGACCAAGUAAUAAAUCAUCUUCAUCCGACUAACAACUUAAUUUUCCACCAGCUUGUGCUAAUGUACAGAAUCCACGUGAAAUGGUGUCAAGAUUUAUGAUUGUCCUUUGUUGGGCUUUUAUUCAUGUUUAUAUUUGAACUGGAAUGAGUUUGGCAUAAUUGUAAAUAUCUGUAAUUUAACCCUUAAAAUUUUCUCAGAAAAAAAUGAAAGAAAUCUGUUUCCACAUCAUUAUAAGAGAUAUCUCAAUCCAGUGUCCCAGCCGCUAGUCUUAAACUUAGAGCCCAAGACUGCAAUAAAUAAAAGUUCCUGUCCCUGAAAACAUUUUAAGCAAGAAAUUUCAAUUAUUUAUCAACUUGCCAAAUACAAAAGCUGUCGCAAGCUGUUUUCUGCUUUUAUUUCUUUUUUCAGUUCUUUCCUUAUGUCGAGUCCAAAGCAAAUGACGCUCUUAUCAAUGUGCUACAGGGGAAUACUUUUAUAUUUGAAGUGUUUGUUUUAUAAAUUAUUGUAAAUGAAAGCUCUAGUAGAGUUUCUGUGGGCUGAGGAUGGGAGAGAGAGAUGUGAACAUGUCUUUGGUUUUAUGAAGUUAAGUCUUAAGCAUCUUAGAUAACAACUGUAAAUCAGUAAAUGUUCAUUGUACUGAC
Onychostoma macrolepis is the source of this 6649-nucleotide messenger RNA. It is a transcript of the gene prkcz, whose product is annotated as protein kinase C, zeta. Gene Ontology annotation, molecular function: diacylglycerol-dependent serine/threonine kinase activity; protein binding; ATP binding. The record is from RefSeq and is a predicted model, not a curated record. Lineage: Eukaryota; Metazoa; Chordata; Actinopteri; Cypriniformes; Cyprinidae. Bases 843 to 2636 code for a protein of 597 amino acids. The transcript has 18 exons. Gene Ontology annotation, biological process: protein phosphorylation.